CAAAAAAGAGUGUCUUGGGAGAGGAAAAAAUAAAAUCCCUUCUCUAGGGCUUUGCCUUUGACUGUCAUCAAUACCAACCUCUCCUCACAAAGAAAGAGAAGAAAGAAAAGCUCUCUCUCUCUCAAAAUACUACAAAAAGAGAAAGAGAAAAGAAGGCAACGACGACUAUCUCAUUGAUAGCUCAUCGAUCAUGUUGCCGGAAUGUCCACUGAUUUUCAGAAUAUCCGACGAUAAAUCGAAGAAAUCUAGCUUCGAUCGGUGAAGGUGAUUGGAUAAGGAAAUACAUCUAGUGAUCUCUUUUGAUUUCUAUCUGCUGCAAUGGCUUCGGUGAGUGUGGUGCCGGCUUCUGGUUUGAGAGACAACAGUGGAAAUACAAUUGGCGUGGAUAGACUACCUGAGGAAAUGAAUGACAUGAAGAUAAGGGAUGACAAGGAAAUGGAAGCAACUGUAGUAGAUGGAAAUGGAACGGAGACUGGUCAUAUAAUUGUAACAACUAUCGGUGGCAGAAAUGGGCAACCAAAGCAGACUAUAAGCUACAUGGCUGAGCGUGUUGUCGGGCAUGGAUCAUUUGGAAUUGUGUUCCAGGCCAAGUGCUUGGAGACGGGUGAAACAGUUGCGAUAAAGAAGGUUCUUCAGGAUAAGCGGUACAAGAACCGUGAGCUGCAAACCAUGCGCCUUCUAGACCACCCAAAUGUCGUCUCUCUGAAACAUUGUUUCUUUUCAACAACUGAAAAGGAUGAGCUUUAUCUUAACUUGGUGCUUGAAUAUGUACCUGAGACUGUUCACCGUGUAAUCAAACACUACAACAAGAUGAACCAACGAAUGCCGCUGAUAUAUGUCAAACUUUAUACGUACCAGAUAUGUAGGGCAUUGGCUUACAUUCAUGGUAUUGGACUCUGUCAUCGAGAUAUCAAGCCGCAAAAUCUUCUGGUAAACCCGCAUACACACCAGCUGAAACUAUGUGACUUUGGGAGCGCAAAAGUCUUGGUAAAAGGCGAGCCAAACAUAUCUUAUAUCUGCUCUAGGUAUUAUAGAGCUCCAGAGCUCAUAUUUGGAGCCACCGAAUACAAUUCAGCCAUUGAUAUCUGGUCUGCGGGGUGCGUUCUGGCUGAACUCUUGCUUGGACAGCCUCUCUUUCCUGGUGAGAGCGGAGUUGAUCAACUUGUUGAAAUUAUAAAGGUUUUGGGUACCCCAACAAGAGAGGAAAUCAAAUGUAUGAAUCCUAACUAUACAGAAUUCAAGUUCCCACAAAUUAAAGCUCACCCAUGGCACAAGAUAUUCCACAAGCGCAUGCCACCUGAAGCAGUGGAUCUUGUCUCGAGACUUCUGCAGUACUCUCCAAACCUACGUUGUACUGCUCUGGAGGCUUUAAUCCAUCCAUUUUUUGAUGAGCUUCGGGACCCAAAUACCCGUCUACCAAAUGGACGCUUUCUUCCUCCUCUCUUCAACUUCAAGCCUCAUGAACUGAAGGGGGUGCCAAUGGAGAUUUUGGUAAAGCUGAUCCCAGAGCAUGCGAGAAAGCAGUGUGCCUUCCUUGGAUUAUGACGUGUUUCAUGUACUCGGUACGAACUGGUCUUUGCCACAAAAACUUCUUCGGUGUAAAAGUUAGUGCUGAAGUUUCCGAUCCCCACUGCAGCAAACCUUGUUCUUUUCUUCUUUUGUUCGUUAUCUUUUUCCUUGCCUUUGUUUUGUAAAGCAGGUUGAAAAGGGUCUGCUAAUCUCAUGAAACCUAGAAGGGUGUCUGCUAACCCUUGUUUCCAAACCACAGAUUGUAUCAUUAUAUAGAACAGAAAGAUUGCCUUU
Molecule: messenger RNA, 1803 nt
Organism: Magnolia sinica
Lineage: Eukaryota; Viridiplantae; Streptophyta; Magnoliopsida; Magnoliales; Magnoliaceae
Product: shaggy-related protein kinase alpha
Exons: 13
Coding region: 319-1545 (408 amino acids)
Biological process (GO): signal transduction; protein phosphorylation
Cellular component (GO): cytoplasm
Molecular function (GO): protein serine/threonine kinase activity; ATP binding
Source: RefSeq, a predicted model, not a curated record